Molecule: messenger RNA, 1590 nt
Organism: Folsomia candida
Lineage: Eukaryota; Metazoa; Arthropoda; Collembola; Entomobryomorpha; Isotomidae
Gene: Mulk
Product: acylglycerol kinase, mitochondrial
Exons: 6
Coding region: 163-1506 (447 amino acids)
Biological process (GO): ceramide biosynthetic process; protein insertion into mitochondrial inner membrane
Cellular component (GO): TIM22 mitochondrial import inner membrane insertion complex; mitochondrion
Molecular function (GO): ceramide kinase activity; ATP-dependent diacylglycerol kinase activity; acylglycerol kinase activity
Source: RefSeq, a predicted model, not a curated record
GGCACCCAGCCGCAUGUGCUUUCACCACCAAGGAUCGCAAAACUUUCAACAAUUUUCAAUCUCGCCUUUUGCACAAAACACUGCAAAAUUCUUUGACAAUAAGCACUUAUCAUCGACAAUUUAUUUACUUUAUUUUGUGAGGGACAUUAAUAUCAGAUCAAGAUGUCGAAAGUUAUCAGGAUAUUUCGCACAUUGCGGAACAAUUGGAAGAAGAGUACAUUUGCAGCUAUUUUAGGCUACUACGGAAUCGAAUAUGCCAGAGACUGGCACAGGAAUUUCCUAAUGAUGCGGGAGUAUAGCCGAGAAGCUCUUAUCCACGGACAGAGACCUUUGCCAGCUGGAGCGAAGAACAAGCACAUUACAAUAUUUCUUAAUCCAACCUCUGGAAAUAGAAAGUCAAAAGCCAAGCUGGAAAAAUUUGCCGAACCACUCUUUCAUCUUUCCGGAUUUCUGGUCAACAUUGUUCGAACAGAGAGAAUCGAUGAGGCCAGAGAUCUUGCAAAGAUAAUUGAAAAGACAAACAUUAUUGCUUCUGCUGGAGGAGAUGGUACUCUGUUUGAGACCGUGACUGGAUUACUAAGACGUGAAGACGCUGAAGAAGCAUUGAGAAGAUAUCCACUCGCUGUUAUCCCUGUCGGCUCUCAUAAUAAGUUUGCACAUAAUCUAUUUCAUAAUAAAGCCGGAAAAGAUUAUUCAGACCCUCGAUUAAUUGCCGAAGCAGCAAUGGCAGUGGUCAAACAUAAAAUCCGGCCACAGGAUGUAAUGCAAAUAACGAUUUCAGAUGUCGAUAACUCGUUACAGACACCAGAACCAGAGGUAGCUGCCGCUGCAGAAGAUGUGACCAAGCCAAAGAAGCCAUUUUAUUCUGUGGAUGAAAUUUCGAUUGGCAAAUUCCGAGAAGCACAGAAAAUAAGGGAUGAAAUGCCAUCAUUUUUCCCAAACUUAUUUGCCACCUUUCUGUCACUGUAUAGAACUCCACAAGAGAAUUUCAAAGCAGAAAUCCGUUAUGUCCCAGCGUGUGAUGGAUGCAUAACUUGCGUAAAGCCAAAACCAAUAGUAAAAGCUUCUACUGAUUCUCCUGUUACUUUCAAAGAAAGCAACGAACCAUCAAUUUGGUCAAGAAUAUUUUCAGUAUUUAGACCUCAGCCUGUUCACGCUCAAACGACCACAGAAAUUGAUGCAGUUGAUAAUCCCUACGUUAAUCCAGAAUGUGGGACUUGGGAAUCGUUUUGCGUGGACACGUCAGAAUUAAAUGUGAAAGUGGCAGGAAAUGGCCGACUUCAAAUCCAAGUAAAUAAAAAGUUGGACAAGACUGAUUUUAUGAUUGAAGGUCUGAAGAGGCGAAAGAAUGCAAGUGCAAAUUAUGCUCAAGUCAUUGAUUGUCAAGAAAUCGAAAUCUUUCCAAUAGAUGGGCAUAAGUACAUGUCCAUUGAUAAUGAAGAGUUUGAAAUGAAACCAAUCAAAGUUAAGUGUCUUAAAGAAAAAGUUUAUUUUUUUGUUCCCUGAUAGUUACAAAAUCUUUUGUAAACAUCGUAAGCAAUUGUUGACAUUAAACUAAACAAACUAAAGCAGUAGUACUACAAAAUAUAA